GUUCCCCUGGAGGGCUGGCUGCAGAUCGUCCUGUUCGUCGGCCACUACGAGGGCUACUUCUGGCGCCAGGAUCCCAAGCGCGCCCCGGGUGACUACGAAGGCUACGGCUUCCUGGGUGUGGGCAAGAACUUCAUCGUCAAUGUCGACCCCAUCGAGUUCCAGGACGCUGAGGUGAAGAAAACCAAGCUUUCCGCCGAGAUUGCGAAUGGACGAUUGGCGAUGGUGGCCCUGAUGGCAAUGCUUUUUCAGAACGGCACUGUGGGCUCCACCGGCCCUGCCAUGUGGCUGCCCGCAGCAUGA
This is a messenger RNA of Symbiodinium sp. CCMP2456, 300 nucleotides long. The record is from the annotation of a GenBank genome assembly. NCBI's taxonomy places the organism in Eukaryota, Dinophyceae, Suessiales, Symbiodiniaceae.